AUGUCAUCUCCACUACAAUUCAUCUCUCGAUUCGCGACAGAAUCCAUCAUGGCGGAACCGGCGUGGAAAAAGCUCGGGCUCAAGGUUUCCGAUAGUGGCGAUUCCGGGGUUUCUGUUGCACACAUAGACUCGGCGCAGCUCACAAAUCGCGAUGUUAAGGCGAUAAAUAAGCAAAAACGGAAAUUGGAACAUGGAAAUAACGGCACCAAAAAACCACCCAAACGAGUCAAAGUUCCUAAAAGUGAACGUAAACCUCCCCCAGAGAAAGAUCAGCUCUUCUACUUGCGCCAGUAUACAACAGAUCGAGACAAUUGGAAAUUUAGCAAACAGAAACAAAACUGGAUUUUGAAAAAUAUCGAAACGAUUCCCGAAAAGUAUCACCACGACUUGAUAGCAUAUUUAGAAGGUAUUCAAGGAGGCUCACGACUGCGACUUUUGGAGGAGAUGCAGGCGGUGGUGGAAAGAUGGAAUGCGGCUGGUAAUGCUGCGGAGGAAAAAAUAAGGGAGAAGGGGAAUGGAGAAAAGACUGAAGAAAAUGGAGAAGAAAAGUCUGAGAAGUCUGAAGGUAAUGAGUCUGAGAAGGAAGGACCAACUUAUACUUAUGCCGUGCGGUGUCGUGACAUCAUAAAGGCUUUGACGGAGGAGUUUUUCCCUCUUAGCGGCGUUGACGAAAUUGAGAGUGAUGAGAAAAACGAGCCUGAAGAAACCGAAGAAAAGGCUGAAUUCCCGGAAUCACACGACGAGGAGGACAAUCUUAUAAUUGAGGAGGUAGACGUUGCGGGCGUGCAGCUUGAGCCACCAUUAGCAUUUGAGAAAAAGGAACAUGAGGAGGAGGAGGGAAAGGAGAAGAAGAAGAAGAAGAAAGAGAAAAAGGAAAAGAAGGAGAAGAAGGAAAAGAAGAAGAAGGACACAAGUAAAUGA
Messenger RNA from Meyerozyma guilliermondii ATCC 6260, 921 nucleotides. RefSeq lists its product as uncharacterized. The transcript has a single exon. Bases 1 to 921 code for a protein of 306 amino acids. Lineage: Eukaryota; Fungi; Ascomycota; Pichiomycetes; Serinales; Debaryomycetaceae. The record is from RefSeq and is a predicted model, not a curated record.